Messenger RNA from Rhea pennata, 3248 nucleotides. RefSeq names its product protein tyrosine phosphatase receptor type N2 (gene PTPRN2). Bases 1 to 3198 code for a protein of 1065 amino acids. The transcript is spliced from 23 exons. Lineage: Eukaryota; Metazoa; Chordata; Aves; Rheiformes; Rheidae. Gene Ontology annotation, biological process: regulation of secretion; insulin secretion involved in cellular response to glucose stimulus; protein dephosphorylation. Gene Ontology annotation, cellular component: synapse; secretory granule. The record is from RefSeq and is a predicted model, not a curated record. Gene Ontology annotation, molecular function: protein tyrosine phosphatase activity.
AUGUGUAUAUUGAUCGGUUGUCUCCAAAUUCCCUUGUUCGGAGGAGCUGCUAUUUGCCAGCUGCUCUUUGGGGCGCACUGCUACUCCCCUCGCACUGUGCUUAGCAGAAGUGCUGUUUGUGACUGCACCCUUUGCAAGAGGUAUGACGUCCGUGUUUCAAAUGGAAUAUUUGGGAGAUGUCAGCGAGUGCCAAUAAUAGACAUAUAUAAAUAUGACAUUUCACCCCAUGUUCUUCAGCGCCUAAGGAUCAUCCUAGAGAAGCUGUCACACAGAGGUUUUACCUGGCAAGAUGAUUACACACAACAUGUUAUUGGUCAGGAACUCUCAACCAUUCAUAAAAUCCACAACAGACGCCCCAAUAUAUUUCCACCUGAAGCGUCUCGCGCAGGAAGGGCUUCAGGACAGAAUGCAGAUAAUGAAAGAAAUCAUAGUCUGGAAAAGGAUACAAAUUUGGCGAAGUCUCUUCAGCAAUAUCUCACAUAUCUAGGUAUUCUCUCCCAGUCUGCAGCUACAAAUCUGUAUCCAAGGAAGAAGAGUGACAAAGCUUCUGUCAAGAACCACAUCUAUAAUGAUCCCAUUAGGUACUACAUGAGGCAAAAGCCCAAAGAAAGCUCAUCUGCUUUGGCCCACACAUCCAUAUCCCCUCAACAGCACGCUGAAAAUCUUCGUGGAAAGACCUUCAGCCAGCCAACACCAGACAAACUCCUGCCAGAGUCAGAAAUGGAGCUUGACCAAAAAACUCUGAUAGCCGCGCUACACACGUACAUCAUGCAGAACUUGUCAGCACAAAGCAAUGAUAAAAGCCCUCUCAGCAGGACUACAGGGUCUCACGAUUAUGCUGACAGGCUCCACCCUUCUCAAGUCAGUCAUUUUGAUGGAACUUUUACCAAAGGAAAAGCAGAAGAUUUUGAAAUGAAGAAACUGUUGCAGCCAAGACCUGCACAAGGAGUUCUGGGGCCAAGUUCAGAGAUUCUGAAUCAAAAAUCUUCUUCCCAGGACAAACCAAAGGACUCUCUGAGUGCAAUGGAUGAAACACUUAUUAAGGAUGUACUGAAGGACCUGGAGAAACAUUGGGUGAAUGUGGAGAACCUGAGCUCAUUGGAAGUGGAUGAGAUUGCUGAUACUCUUGCUGAUGCAAUUCAAGCCGUUGACAUACAUGAAGAAAGGGAAGAGGGUGCUGGAAAAACUAGAGAAGAUGAAACAGAAGGAGAAAGGAAGAAAGGAGAUGCACAAGGAAGGGCAGAGGUUCAGCCUGCAUUAAUGGAGAACAGUGUUAACAUAGCAGAUAACGAAGUACGUGAAGCCAGCACCAGAACUGAUAAAAAGGAGAACACUGCAAAACUAGUUAACUUCUUGAAUGAGAAUGCAUUACCUGAAAAUAUGCCUAAAGAAAUUAUACAUGAAGAAUCUACUAAGACAGAAACCAAGAAAUCUGAAGAUACUGACUCUCCCUCUUCUUCCUCAGAAGAAAUAAAUGCUGGUGUGGAAAACGUAAAAAGUGAGACUUUCUCAAGGGAACUGACAGAUGCAAGGAACACUGAAUUUGACUCUAAAGAGCCGAGUGAGACCCACUAUUGGAUUCAGAAUGCUUUAAUGAAGGAUGAAAACCCCUAUGAAGAUCCUCAGAAAAAGAUGGGACACGACUUACAGCUUGAAGUGAAGUAUUCCAAGGAGAAAGACUAUGGCUAUAUUGUAACAGCGAAAGACCCCCUGAGUGUGGAAAAGGGCUUGGAGUUAAUAAAGGAAGUGGCAGAUCUCCUGAAGCUGCAGAUGAGUGCCUUCGAUGAUGUCAACAUGCUGGGACCAGCUGUGACCUUCAGAGUGCACUCAAACCGCCAGAACAUUUCAGCUACAGAUGUUGCCAAAGCAGCAGCUAUAAACAAAGAGAAGCUUGAAAAAACAACUGGACUGAAAAUUCUGCAGACUGGCGUGGGGGAGAAAAGCACCGUCCCGCCGCUGCCGCGGCGCGGGGAAGAGGCAGAGUCGGCCAAAUUCCUCCUCCUCACCCUCCUCUCCCUCGCCUGCAUCGGCGGCGUCCUGGCGGCGGCCGCGGCCGCGUACUGCCUGCGGCACCGCGCGCACCGCGGCCUCGCCGCGAAGCUCUCGGCCCUGGGCGCCGACGCCGGCUCCGACGCCACCGCCGCCUACCAGGAGCUAUGCCGUCAGCGUAUGGCAGUAAAAACAUCUGAUCGCCCAGAGCCCCUGCAUGCUUCUCGAAUAAAUAGUGUUUCUUCACAAUUUAGUGAUGGGCCGAUUCCCAGCCCCUCGGCUCGGAGCAGCACGUCAUCCUGGUGUGAAGAACCGGUCCAGUCCAACAUGGACAUCUCCACCGGUCACAUGAUCCUGUCCUACAUGGAAGAUCAUCUGAAAAAUAAGAAUCGUCUGGAGAAAGAGUGGGAAGCUCUUUGUGCUUAUCAGGCUGAACCCAAUGCCACCACCAUUGCACAGCGGUCGGAAAAUACUCAGAAGAAUCGCUCACAGGCUGUAGUACCAUAUGAUCAUUCCAGGAUAUGUUUGAAAGCUGAAAAUAGCCAUGACAAUUCAGACUACAUCAAUGCUAGCCCAAUUAUGGACCAUGACCCCCGAAACCCUGCAUAUAUUGCCACCCAGGGCCCUCUUCCUGCUACUGGUGCUGACUUCUGGCAGAUGGUCUGGGAGAACGGCUGUGUCGUUAUUGUCAUGCUGACACCCCUUACAGAAAAUGGCAUCAAACAGUGCUACCACUAUUGGCCAGAUGAAGGGUCAAAUCUCUACCACAUCUACGAGGUGAACCUGGUCUCUGAACACAUCUGGUGCGAGGAUUUCCUCGUGAGGAGCUUCUACCUGAAAAACCUGCAGACGAACGAGACCCGGACAGUGACGCAGUUCCAUUUCCUUAGCUGGAAUGAUCAGAAAGUUCCUGCUUCUACAAGAUCACUUCUGGAUUUUCGCAGAAAAGUAAACAAGUGCUACAGGGGUCGCUCUUGUCCAGUAGUUGUUCAUUGCAGUGACGGUGCAGGAAGAAGUGGAACCUACAUUCUAAUUGACAUGGUUCUCAACAAAAUGGCCAAAGGUGCUAAAGAGAUUGAUAUUGCUGCUACCCUGGAGCACUUGAGGGACCAGAGACCAGGCAUGGUCCAGACAAAGGAGCAGUUUGAGUUUGCUUUGACAGCAGUUGCAGAGGAAGUGAAUGCAAUACUCAAGGCACUUCCACAGUGACCGGCCCAGGCUCCUAAAGGCUCCCUGAGGAUCCAGCCCUCUUUUCCUUA